AUGGGCUCGGCGGCGUUCUCUUCGGUACGCCGCAAGGGCAAGAGGAAGAAAGGGCGGCUGGAGCUGGAGCCGCCGGACGUCCCGAUUCCCGAACAUGGUGGUGGAACCCAAAGGAAGCGCUACACCUUGCAGUUCAAGGUGAAUGCCGUGAGGUAUUCGCAGAGAAAGCUCAAGGGGGCGCAAGGACCGGGCGGGACUGUUGGCGUAACAUACGCCAGCAGGAUCCUCAAGAUUUCCGACAAGGCCACGUUGGCGGUGUGGGUCAAAGACGUCGACAAGUACGAAGCUGCGCUUGCGGAGGAGACCAAGUACUCGCGAGUGAACGGCAGGAAGAAAGCCAAGCACCGCAUGUCGCUGAACGUCGGACGGACUAGGACGCACACGGACGCCGAACGCGAGGUCGUGGACUGGAUCAAUGAUCUGCGUUCUGACGGCAUCUCCGCCCGUGUCUCGACGAGGAUGAUCAAGAACAAGGCCACGGAACUCAACCCGAACUUCUUCGGGGAGAGGCCGCCGCCGUCCGACAUCGAGGGCAACCUGCGGUACACCCGCAAGAAGACCGCGUGGUGCAGAAGGUUUCUCAGGGUCUACCGCUUUUCUGUGCGAGCCGUCACCCGUCAAGGCCAGAAACUUCCUACCGGCUGGCCCGUGAUCGCCAUGCAGGCGAUCAAGGAGUGGAGGAGGCUGAAGUACGACGUCCCUUCCGCGCUCGAGCUUGCGGACGGAGUCGAAUGCCUGGGGGCAGUGGCGGGAGGCAGCGGGGCUAGCUGCCGCCCCUCGUCAUCUUCAAGGGCCAGCCCACGCCGAAGGGGAAGGCCCCUGCCACCAACAGCAUCGAGCGCGAGUUCAAGGACUACAAGGACAAGAAGGGCUACGCAUACCCUCGAGGUGUCGUCUACGCCGUGGACCCGAAGGCAUGGCACUCCCAGCGGGUGUUCAACGAGGUCUGGCUGCCUCAGGUGUGGAACCAGCGCCCGGGGCGGCAGGGUCGCCUGGGCGGCUACCGUCAGCCUGACACUGCUGGCGUGGGACGACUACACCGUCCACAAGACGGACGCGUCUACCAAGGCGAUGGCGGAGUCCAACACGACGCUGUUUCUCAUCCCGGGAGGCCUGACUCCCAAGCUCCAGCCGUGCGAUGGCCUCGUCAACAAGAUAUUCAAGGCAAACAUGUCCAGGCUCUACGACGACCACAUGGCUUCCCCUCACGUCAAACGCGGCGACCACGGCUACCCGGAGGCCCCUUCGCGGGGGUUAGUCGCACAGUGGGUCAAGAAGUCGUGGGACGCCUUGACCGCGGAUGAAGUCCGCGCGAGCUGGAGGAAGGCUGGCCUGCUGCUUCCCUUCGACGGGUCGGAAGACGAGGCCUGGGCCAACAAGGAGCUCAACUCCAACGCCCAGGGGGAGCCCCUCGACGCGCCAUCGGCCGGUGCGGACAAGGCUGACUCGUCGUCGGGAGGCGGCAACUUGCUGGAGGUGUUGGAGAUCGACGAUGACGACGACACGGGCGUGGUGGUGGUGGACAUCAGCGACGACGAGGGCGAGGAGCCGUGAGGCAUCGGCGGCGAUGCUGGUGUUGAGAAAUGGCUUGUGGUGUCCUUCUCAUGUUCCCUCGCAUUUCUCCUGGCGUGCGUUUCUCUUCCUUCGUCGUGUGUUUUCUUCGACGCGUCGAGUGCAACGUAGUGUUGUUUGCGGUAGUGGUUAGUGGUCUUGAUUUUUUUUGGUCGUGGUGACGUAGCAAGGUAGGUAGCAGCGGCCUACUAGGUACUUGUUUGUGAGGGGGUAGGACGGAAUGGCCACUCUGUGGCGACCGCCUGGCAAUAUAUCGGGCGAGGUACCUUUGAUUUUUGUGUUUUUAGUUUUUGAUCCUGCAAUCAUGAUAGAAACACGGAUGCUGCUUGGUAGAUGGACCCGUUAUCAUUUUUGGUUCUUGUCCCCGCCGUUCCUGGGUCAUAACGUAUACCUAGCUCCCAGGCGACACCUUACUUGCCGCAGCGCCGCGGGGCGCGGGCGCCCUCGAUCCUAACAUUUUUUUUUCGUUUUUUUCUGCUCCAUUCAAGUCCGUUUUUGUUUGAAACUUUCUUUGGCGUUGAGCGGGUAACACAUCGUCGAGGUCAUGUGCUCAAGCGUUUCGUCACCUCCGUUGAGCCCCGUCUGUUUACCACAUCUCGCAGUAUUACAUUACGGUAGGU
Messenger RNA from Ectocarpus sp. CCAP 1310/34, 2192 nucleotides. The record is from the annotation of a GenBank genome assembly. NCBI's taxonomy places the organism in Eukaryota, Phaeophyceae, Ectocarpales, Ectocarpaceae.